Messenger RNA from Mangifera indica (mango), 1420 nucleotides. RefSeq names its product GDSL esterase/lipase At3g26430-like. The transcript has 5 exons. Bases 34 to 1188 code for a protein of 384 amino acids. Gene Ontology annotation, molecular function: hydrolase activity, acting on ester bonds. NCBI's taxonomy places the organism in Eukaryota, Viridiplantae, Streptophyta, Magnoliopsida, Sapindales, Anacardiaceae. The record is from RefSeq and is a predicted model, not a curated record.
UCUAUAAUUCUCUGCGCUUUCUCGUUCUCUUUCAUGGAUUAUCUUCAUUGUAUGUCUAUCAUCAUUUUAAGCCUCUUAAUUUCAGUAGCGACAACAACAACAACAGGGUUAAAGGCUUGCAAUUUUCCAGCUAUUUUCAACUUUGGCGAUUCUAACUCAGACACUGGCGGCCUUUCAGCGGCGUUCGGCCAAGCUCCUCCCCCUAAUGGAGAGACAUUUUUCCACAGCCCGGCCGGCCGUUUCUCUGAUGGUCGUCUCGUCAUUGAUUUUAUAGCUGAAGGCUUGGGAUUGCCUCAUCUCAGUGCUUUUCUGGAUUCAAUGGGUUCAAACUUCAGCCAUGGGGCUAAUUUUGCCACAGCUGGAUCAACAAUUAGGCCUCAAAACACAACCAUCUCACAAAGUGGGUACAGUCCCAUUUCACUAGAUGUGCAAUCCGUCCAAUAUUCGGAUUUCCAUAGAAGAUCUUCAUCACUAUCAAAACAAGGAGUAUUUGCGGAUUUGCUGCCCAAGCAGGAUCAUUUCACUCAGGCUUUGUACACCUUUGACAUUGGCCAAAAUGAUAUCACAUCCGGUUACAAACUAAACAUGACGACUGAUCAAGUCAAAGCAUACAUUCCUGAUGUCCUACGCCAAUUCUCUAAUGCCAUCAAGAAUGUAUAUGGUCAAGGAGGAAGAUCAUUUUGGAUACACAACACAGGUCCACUGGGUUGCCUGCCAUACAUUUUAGAUCGCUUUCUUGUUACUGCAGCCCAAGUAGAUAAAUAUGGGUGUUCAACUCCCUUCAAUCAGGUGGCUCAAUUCUUCAACACAAAACUUAAAGAAACAGUAAUUCAUCUCAGAAAGGAUCUUCCUUCGGCUGCAAUUACCUAUGUAGAUGUUUACUCUAUCAAGCAUACUCUCAUCACACAGGCCAAAAAACUAGGAUUUGAGAAGCCUCUAAUAGCGUGUUGUGGUCAUGGAGGGAAGUAUAACUAUAACGGGCACAGAAAAUGUGGCAGCAAGAUGACUGUAAAUGGGAAGGAGAUUUUGAUUGCAAAUUCCUGCAAAAAUCCAUCUGUUCGAGUAAACUGGGACGGGGUCCAUUACACGGAGGCAGCCAACGAGUGGGUAUUCAAUCAACUGGUAAAUGGCUCUUUUUCAGACCCACCACUUCCAUUGAGAAUGGCUUGUCAUAGAAUGGACCACUAAAAUCACUCUUGCUUUUCAAAACCACUUUUCAAAAGAUAAGUGGCCCAAUUUGUUUGAGCACGUGGCACGCAGCCUGUUAUGGGCUUUCUCUUUUUAAAUUAUAUUUGCUUUAAAAGAACAAUAAUUACUUGUUUAAUUUAAUGAAAUAAAUUAGGUAGAAUAGUGAACAAAUUUAGCUAAGAUGGUAGAAAACAAUAAGAAGAUCCAUUUCAGCUACAUAUUCAUAUGUAUA